This is a messenger RNA of Aspergillus steynii IBT 23096, 866 nucleotides long. RefSeq lists its product as uncharacterized. The transcript has a single exon. The coding region runs from base 297 to 467 and encodes 56 amino acids. The record is from RefSeq and is a predicted model, not a curated record. NCBI's taxonomy places the organism in Eukaryota, Fungi, Ascomycota, Eurotiomycetes, Eurotiales, Aspergillaceae.
CGUGCGCUCUACUGCACGCUAUUCCCAAGGACAUGCUCGACCCCGAAAAUGCCCGUGGAUUUCCUCCGACCGGAGAUGAUCUGUCUGGUUGACAGGUGCUCGGGUGGUAAGAGUCCCAGGGCCCUGACAGGAGACUGACGAUGGACAGUGAGCCAACUACGCUGGAGUUACGGAGUCGGUUGGUGAAGCAGUAGAUGAAAGAGUUCUCAAACACGGCCAAACCCGAUGAUGACUGUCCUCCGGACUACGGUCCAGAUGAAGCUGCCAUGCUGACGGUGAAUGUCACCAACUAGCGGAUGAUCAUGGCUUACCGGAGACCUGGCACGGUGGAGGAAGGGCGAUCGAUAGUCUUCCUCUUAGUGCCCUCGCCCGACGGCCAAACUAUUGCUUCUCGACACAUUGCGAUCCCGUCCGAUCCUUCAUCGCCACCAACAAACAGAAUAAGAAAAAAUAAAAUAAAAUCAUAGUUGACUCGGCAAUUCCCGAUCUUAUUUCUCUCAAGGGGUUCGUGAGGGGAAGCUCCACCGGUGAAUCUGCCGUGCGACAUUCUUUGGACGUAUCUUUGCCAGCUCUGGCGGUGUCUCGGGCAGCGGCCUUCACUCGUUGACAGCUCAUAUGCACGAUGCCAGGAUCCUGCGCUCCUGAAACAGGUUCCGGGAAAAUGAGCUGACUUGGGACUUCUGGUCAAUUUGCCCCAAUAACCCGGCCAUAAUCAUCGUUAUGAUCACCACGACGAGGUAUUCCCGUUGCUUUUCUUGCCCGGCGGCGAUGCCCCUGCCUCGUCCGUACACUGGCGUCUGCUAUAAGACUAAUAAUAACCACCUGGCAGUGACCCGAGGCUGAGCUCGCCGCUUAUCAGACAUGAU